Molecule: messenger RNA, 1263 nt
Organism: Caenorhabditis remanei
Lineage: Eukaryota; Metazoa; Nematoda; Chromadorea; Rhabditida; Rhabditidae
Exons: 7
Coding region: 1-1263 (420 amino acids)
Source: RefSeq, a predicted model, not a curated record
AUGAAUAAAGAUAAGCUAUCGAUCCGUGCUCCACGGCGUUGCGUCGCCAAGAAAACAAUCAAGUAUAAAGAAAGCGAUGAAGAGGAAGAAAAGAAGAAAUCGAUGAAGAAAAAUGUGUGGCUAUGCGUCGAUAACGCAUUUCCAGGACUGACUGCGGAGAGCUCUUGGAAUCUAAUGCAAGGAGAAAUCGAGUUUUUAAAGAAAAGCGUGAUCACUAACAAUGAAAUUGCUCAAACAAAAUUGAUGAGCGCAUUAAAGAAGAUUACAAAAAAAUUCGAGAAAAAAAUGCAAAUGGUCACUUUUCUUCUGGAAUUCAAAAUGAUAUGUGGAAAACUGGUUCGGCGCUGCGCUGAUAUUCAAAACAAUGGAGAAAUUUUCAAACUCAUGAUUGCAGAACUACCCACUCGUAUAAAUUCGGUGUACAAAAUGACCCAAAGGCCGGUUGAGUCGUGGGAAAAACCUAGGAAAAUUGCCUGUAAAUUACUUGAAAUACGAUCUGUGGACACCGAUGCGCGGCCAGCAAAAAAGAAGAAUCACGAUGACAGCCUACCUGUUGAAAAUCAGCUGCACGAGAUUCAAUCUUUCAAUCAUUCAAUGAUGGAGGACUUAUCGGUUGAUGGAACGCCAGAAAAAGAAAUGGAAACCAAUGUUAUCGCUCAACCAGAAAUUGAUAUGGAUUACACAGAGCCAGCUCCAAAAAAACAAAAAAUGUCAACCUGCUCCAAAGACUUUUGCAAUAAAAAACGCAAAGGCAGCUUUGGUAUUGGACAACCGCUUGCUUUCGAAAUUCCAUCCAUUGAGCAGUUUCCUUCAAAUUCGGAUCAAGAGGGGUUGCCAUCCCCAAUUGUCGAUCAUGGGAGCAGCAAUAUGCAGCAUAAAAAUUCGCAAAUCUUCCCUGAGGCCAGUCUAGCAGAAGUUCAUCUUCCCCUUCUUCAACAAGAAUCACUUGCGGAUCAAUUCGAAAUUGAAGUUCAACAAAUGGCUCCACACCAUGCGGACAAUGGAAACAAUAUGGAACACAGAGAAGAAGAAGUAGUAGAAGAAGAGAAUCUGCAAAACGCAGGAGAAGUUUUCCUGGACGUAGAAAACGGAGAUGGUUUUGAAAACGAUGAAGAACUUGUAGACGAUAACGAAGAAGAACUUGAAACCGAAAACGAGGAAGAUCUCGAAGACGAAAGCGAUGAAGAAAUGGAUCCGGAAAUGGAGGCUGCUCUGGGAUUGCUGGCUUUGAAAGAUCCUCAGUAUUUGAAGAGACUCAAUUAG